Eufriesea mexicana is the source of this 709-nucleotide messenger RNA. RefSeq lists its product as uncharacterized. NCBI's taxonomy places the organism in Eukaryota, Metazoa, Arthropoda, Insecta, Hymenoptera, Apidae. The transcript is spliced from 2 exons. The record is from RefSeq and is a predicted model, not a curated record. The coding region runs from base 242 to 607 and encodes 121 amino acids.
GGAUGCUUUGCUGGGACACAAACCUACCACGGAGCUGUUUCAAGCAGAUUUAGUGACUUUUCAUAAACCACAAGCUAUUUAGUACGAGUUUGAGCGUUGUACCCUUUUUUGUUUUUCUUUGAGAGAUAACUUGACGCUUUGCUGAUAAUUCUUAAAGUAAAGUUAUUGAGAGGGUGUUUGAAGCUUGAAGAUUAGAACGUCGAUUUUGGACUUGAAGGAAGACUUUCUCUGAAGCAAUAAGAUGAAAGCCAUCGUAAUCGUCUCCUUCCUGCUUCUCAACUGCUGUGUUGCACUUCCGUUGAAUCUGGAAGACAAUUCCACUCCACUUGUCAGUAUUCCAAUUUUACUCCAGGAAUCAACCGGUUAUGAAAGCAAACGGAAUGACUUACCUCUAGUAAGAUACGCACUUCUCUUGAGUAAAUUGGAUGGGUCAGAGGAAAAUUUUGAUGGCAGCUUGGUCGAGAAACGCAGCGUGAAAGAAAAGGACCAGGAAGAUCUCGAAACUGCGGCUGGCACUUAUGCUCUUCGACCACUGUUCGUUUAUCGACAACAGUUGGCAUACAGACAGCGAAUCAGGGAUGCUGGUCGUCGAGGAAGUCGCUUCUGAGCCACAUUAAUGGAAUUGAUUAUGUUGUUGACAACCUGACAAGCAAAAGGACAUCGAUUGGAAACUAGAGAGAUGCACACAACUUAAAUUUUAUGGAUGGAA